AUGAAAUUACCUAUCGUUCUCCUGAGUACGCUGGUGCCUGCCCUGGCCUGGUCACCAACAGACUCGUAUGCCCCAGGGAACGUCUCAUGCCCGGCCUACGUUCAUCAAUCAGAUACCGGGUUGGUCCGAGCAGCCGACUCGCUAAGUGACGACGAGUCCACCUGGAUCGACAAAAGGCACGAGAUCACGGACAAAAACUUGAUCUCGUGGCUCGAGCACGCGAACAUUACCGAUUUCAAGCCCGCGGAUUUCAUCAACAACGCGAACCGUUCCAUCAACAUUGCCGUUGCUUUCAGUGGAGGUGGAUACAGGGCCAUGCUCAACGGAGCAGGCCAGUUGUCUGCUUUGGAUAACAGAACAGAAGGUGCUUACGAACACGGUCUUGGUGGUCUCAUCGAGUCCACUACGUAUCUUGCAGGCUUGUCCGGUGGAAACUGGUUGGUGGGUACUUUGGCCUGGAAUAACUGGACCUCGGUUCAAUCCAUUGUGGAUGGAAACGGCAUUUGGGAUCUUAGGCAUUCCAUCAUUUCCCCUGGUGGUUUUAAUGUCUUCAAGGACCUAGGCUAUUGGGACGACAUUGAUGAUGAUCUCGACGCUAAAGAAGACGCAGGCUAUGACCUUUCGCUUACUGAUGUCUGGGGUCGUACUCUUUCUCAUCAAUUCUUUCCCAAUUACACCGAUGCCGGAGCUGCUCUGACAUUCUCCACUUUGAGAGAUGCCUCUGUGUUCAAGUCUCACCAGAUGCCAUUUCCAGUGGUAGUUGCUGAUGGAAGAACUCCCGGCUCAUAUGUUAUCAGCGGCAACUCCACCAUUUUCGAGUUCAAUCCAUUCGAAAUGGGCUCCUGGGAUCCUUCGCUGUAUUCUUUCACGGAUGUGAAGUACCUCGGAACCCCUACCAAGAAUGGAGUGCCUACCGAUGAUUGUGUUGGUGGGUUUGAGAAUACCGGCUUCAUCAUGGGAACUUCGUCUACCCUCUUUAACCAGUUCAUUCUUCAGCUCAACACCUCUUCGCUUUCAGGUGCUUUGUACGAUAUCGUCGAGCAUUUCCUCAAGGAUCUGAGUGAUGAUGACAACGAUAUCGCCUCGUACACUCCUAACCCCUUCUAUGGUACCAAGUGGGCAGGUGUGGAGAGUAUCGUCAAGAACGAAACUCUUUACCUGGUUGAUGGUGGAGAAGACGAUCAGAACAUCCCGCUGUAUCCUCUUCUGCAGUCUCAGCGUGACGUUGACGUAAUAAUUGCCUUUGACAACUCUGCCGAUACCGACCAGUACUGGCCCAAUGGAACCUCGUUGGUUUACUCGUACGAACGUCAAUUCUCGACUCAGGGUAACGGUACUGCUUUCCCAUACGUUCCAGAUAUGGAGACGUUUUUGGCUUUGAAUCUGACUGCGAAACCAGCCUUUUUUGGCUGCAACGGCUCUAACCUGACUUCGCUGCUGGACGAGGUCGGAGCCGAGACCGUUCCUCCUUUGGUCGUUUACAUGGCUAACAGGCCAUUUUCGUACCAAAGUAACACCUCUACUUUCAAACUUUCAUAUACCGACGAAGAGAGAAACUCGAUUAUUCAGAACGGAUUUGAGGUGGCCUCUCGUCUAAAUAUGACUUUGGAUGACGAAUGGCGUGCCUGUCUUGGUUGUGCAAUUGUUCAGCGUGAAUUUGAGCGUCAAGGAAAGUCCAUUGGUGAACAAUGCACCAAGUGCUUUUCUGAAUACUGUUGGGAUGGAUCCUAUGAUGACGACAGUGUCAUUGGUGUGAAUUAUACCACUGAUGGUUUGACCAAUGGAGACCAAUCCACAGAAGGUUCUAGUGGAACCGCCAAAUCAGGUGCCAGUUUUGUUAAUCCUGGCUGGGCCUUGGUAACCACGGUUUUGGCUGUCGUUAUGGCGGUGACUCUUUAG
Messenger RNA from Kuraishia capsulata CBS 1993, 1899 nucleotides. RefSeq lists its product as uncharacterized. Gene Ontology annotation, molecular function: A2-type glycerophospholipase activity. Gene Ontology annotation, cellular component: cytosol; intracellular membrane-bounded organelle; extracellular region. NCBI's taxonomy places the organism in Eukaryota, Fungi, Ascomycota, Pichiomycetes, Pichiales, Pichiaceae. The transcript has a single exon. Gene Ontology annotation, biological process: glycerophospholipid catabolic process. The coding region runs from base 1 to 1899 and encodes 632 amino acids. The record is from RefSeq and is a predicted model, not a curated record.